Linum tenue is the source of this 342-nucleotide messenger RNA. NCBI's taxonomy places the organism in Eukaryota, Viridiplantae, Streptophyta, Magnoliopsida, Malpighiales, Linaceae. The record is from the annotation of a GenBank genome assembly.
GGCAACUCCUCAAUUCCUCUCCUCCUUCAAGUACGGCGACAGCCUGACGGUGGUCGGGAUAUCCCUCUGUACCGCCGUCGUCUGCGAGGCAUCUCCUGGAUCUUGAUCUACCGCACCAGCUCCUACAAGUCCCUCAAAUCCUCCAUCGACAAAGCUUCGAAGAAGCUGGAGACCAUGAAAACCGACACAACCAAGAUCGUGACGAAGAAAUCCAAUUCCAAGAAGAUCAAUCGCGUGGAGACCUCGCUCAAGGAGUCAAGCCGCGACCUAUCCCUCUUCAAGUUCAAAUCGGGAGCCGUGGUAGCACUUGUUCGGGCUGUUGAAUUCCAUGUUCCAAGGUAA